AUGACCAAUUUCUUCUUUUGUUUUAUUCUUAUUUUUCUUUCAAUACUUCCAUUUACUGUUUCCAAGGUCAUUCAAGUCAGUUUGACUGGUAACACCACGACACUUCUUUCUGCUUGCAAACAAGCAGCACCUGGAGAUAUUAUUGAAUUUACAAGUGGUUUAUACCCUCCACAAGAAGUCCCCAAAAACACGACAGGUACAUAUGAUAAGCCGAUUAUAAUUCGCUCUGCAUUAAAUGCCAAAGUGACCUUUGAGACGUUUACGGGAGAUAAAUACGUCUUUCAAGUGUUCAAUUCGUCCAAUAUAAUAGUUGAAGGACCUUUUAUUGUUCGAAGUGGGACAUGGCUAAGUGUGAGUGCUCGCAAUUCCACGAAUGUGACAAUUUCUAAUUUUAGCAUCUAUAACUCGACAAAUUGGGCUAUUUUUGCUUCGGGGGUAAAUAUAACAAUAAAAAACAAUUUUGCUGACGGCUGUGUUUUGGCCCACGAAAAUUGCAAAACGGACAGUUGGCUUCAGUGUUUUGGGACUGCGGCGAUCGACUCCUAUGCGCCCAUUUUGUCUUCAAAUAUCGUUUUUGAGAACAAUGAAAUAAUCAAUGCAUGGGGAGAAGCAAUAGACGUCAUUUUAUGUACAAAUUGUGUUGUUAAAAACAAUUAUUUACAUAAUAACAAUUGGUGUGGCAUUUACGUUGACAACUCGUGUAAUGUUAUAAUAGAAAACAAUGAAAUGAGGUAUGACACUUCGCAUCGUUAUUCGUGUUCAAAGGAUAAUCGAUUUCAUGGUAUUGGAAUUGGCAAUGAAGACUGGCCAGUUAAAUGUGUUUCAACGACAAAUAUCACUGUGAGGAAUAAUUUAGUGUUAGGCGCACCUUUUGGAAUAGGAUAUUGGGGGUGGAGUGAUGUUGCUUAUUACAGUGAUAUCACCAUUGCAAAUAAUAAUUUUGUGAAUGUCGAUAAAGGCGCAUUGGACUUUAAAUCCGAGUGUGUUGUGAAGGGAAAAACUCGAAAUAAUCAAUUCAAGAAUAACUUCAUUUACUCAACUUUAAAUCAGUACACGGCUGUUAUUAAUAAAAGUGAGGAAAACACGUGGAAUAUAUCGAGUAAUGUUUAUUAUGGGGGAUACGAGAAGAUAUUACAAGAUACUUGGAAUGGAAGUGAUGGCAAUGCACAUUCGAUUCAUCUGAAAGAAAAUGAAAUGUCUUUUGAUACUAUUUUUCAAAGGGGAUUGUUCAGAAAUUGUUCAAAUGAAAGUUAUUAUAAUUGGGAUGUUGAAAGUUAUUGUUUAAUACCUCAAAAACAGUCGAUUUUAAAAAAUAAAGGAGUGUUUGUAAGUUACUCGGAUUUGGAUGGGAAGGUAGUUACUGAUUUCUUCGGUUGUGCAAGAAAUAGCUUGAAACCAAGUGUUGGAAUGUCAGAAGGAGAUCAUGUUUGUAACAUUGAUGGAACCAAAAAUUUGUUCGUGGUUAUGGUGGUUGUCUGCACGAUGUUGUUAUUCCUUUAA
Molecule: messenger RNA, 1500 nt
Organism: Entamoeba invadens IP1
Lineage: Eukaryota; Evosea; Mastigamoebida; Endamoebidae
Exons: 1
Coding region: 1-1500 (499 amino acids)
Source: RefSeq, a predicted model, not a curated record